Anthostomella pinea is the source of this 699-nucleotide messenger RNA. NCBI's taxonomy places the organism in Eukaryota, Fungi, Ascomycota, Sordariomycetes, Xylariales, Xylariaceae. The record is from the annotation of a GenBank genome assembly.
AUGCGCACCCAAACCAUCCUCCUCGUCCUCGCGGCCGCCACCGCCGCCGUCGCCACCCCCCUCCGCGAGACGGCCGACAAAUUCCCCCCCUUGCCCCACCACACGAAAUCGACCCUCACGACCAUCGUGACCAGCGUGACCCUGGCCUCCGCCUCCGCCUCCGCCGAGCAGGCGGAGACCAAGUCCACCCUUCAACCAUCGCGACAUUCCCCAAGCGACCCCCGUCAUUCCCAUACCCAUUUCCCCGUCCACGCCGCCCCGCCCCAGUCACCGUCCCCAGCGUCAGCGUCACCGUCACCGGAGCAGUUGAGUCCCUCGACCUCGACCUGGAGGUUGGCCUUGGCCUCCGCCUCCGCCUCAGCCGAGCAGGCCGAGACCAAGUCCACCUUCGACCCGUCGCGUCAUUCCCCCAGCGACCCCCGUCAUUCCAAUUCCCAUACCCGCACCCAUUCCCCCACCAGCACCCGUUCCCCUGUCUACGCCACCCCAGAGUCCGUCACCCCAGACCAGCCCACAUCGCUCACCUCGCCAGCGGAGGAGGAAGACCAGGAAGACCCCACCGACGAGCUCCACGCCAACGCCUGUCUGAACUGGGCGUGCGGAGGCGACGUGUGCCCGGACGGCUACAACUGCCGCCAGGCCAGCAAGUACCUGGGCGCCUUCUGCUUCUGCGGAAGAAAUUGGCUUCCUUUCCAGUAG